Messenger RNA from Gadus macrocephalus (Pacific cod), 4238 nucleotides. RefSeq names its product estrogen receptor 2b (gene esr2b). NCBI's taxonomy places the organism in Eukaryota, Metazoa, Chordata, Actinopteri, Gadiformes, Gadidae. Gene Ontology annotation, molecular function: sequence-specific DNA binding; nuclear receptor activity; steroid binding. Gene Ontology annotation, cellular component: nucleus. The transcript has 11 exons. Gene Ontology annotation, biological process: cellular response to estradiol stimulus; regulation of DNA-templated transcription; estrogen receptor signaling pathway. The coding region runs from base 532 to 2583 and encodes 683 amino acids. The record is from RefSeq and is a predicted model, not a curated record.
CAUCUCCCCAGAGCAAAGCCGCCCGCCGCAGUGGGCUGGGAUCUGUCUCUCUGUCGGAGCUGUCUCUCGCUAGGAUCUGUCUCCCUCUCUGUUCCAGGUGGCCACUUCUGACUGGCGAAGGGAGUACACACCGAUUCGGUUAAGAUAAGCGGAAGCAUCCGCUGAAGGUCCGAGAUGGAAACGUCAAUCUCAUCGCCCUGACGGACGCUCCGACGGGAGCCCGCGGGAAGAGGAAAGUCGCUGGUGUAUGAGGUGCCGUGUGUGGGCCGGGAAUACCGGCGUGACAGCUCGGCCCUCCUGGUCCUGCUACAUUUUUUUUUUUCAAUCGAUUGAGGGAGGGAGGAACAGAAAAAAAAGCGUUCAUUCGAUUCCUCACGUUUGUUCAUUUUGUCGGCAUGUGUCCAAGUCACUGGAGGUCUCCAAUCCAAAUCGGUCGCCAAAAGACAUGCCCCCUGUCAGUAAUGUGGUAGAGCCCUGGUCCUAACUGCCACCAUCGUCCUCUUCAACCCCCACCCCCCCCCACCCACCAAGAUGUCCUCCUCAUGCGGCCCCCCCGCCCUGCUCCACCUCCAGGAGAUGGCCUCCCCCAGGACCUCGGAGUGCAUCGGGGCCCCCCUCUACGGGCCCCCGGGGGGCCUGGGCCCUCACACCGUCUGCAUCCCCUCGCCGUACGCGGACUGCAGCCAGGACUACGCCCCGCCCCCCCACGGACCCCUCACCUUCUACGGCUCCUCCCUCAUGGCCUACGAGCGGCAGCCAAUGGCAGAGCCGGGCUCCGGACGGCCCCUCAGCCCCUCCCUCUUCUGGCCGACGCAGACCCCCCACCAGGAGAUGACGUCGCCGGCGCUGCACGGCGCGCCCCACCCCCCACCGAUGUACGGGGAGCCCCCCGCAGAGGGCCAGCUUGGGGGGCCCUGGGUGGAGGCCAAGCCCCUGGGGCUGGGCUCCAACAGAUCGCUGCUGUCGUCCAAUAAGAUGGCGGGGAAGCGGCAGGAGGAGAGGCCGCUGGGCGGGUCCGGGGGGCGCGCUGACAUGCACUUCUGCGCGGUGUGCCAGGACUACGCGUCCGGGUACCACUACGGGGUGUGGAGCUGCGAGGGCUGCAAGGCCUUCUUCAAGAGGAGCAUCCAAGGACAUAACGACUACAUCUGCCCGGCCACCAACCAGUGCACCAUCGACAAGAACCGAAGGAAGAGCUGCCAGGCCUGUCGCCUCAGGAAGUGCUACGAAGUGGGCAUGAUGAAGUGUGGGGUGAGGCGCGAGCGCUGCAGCUACCGCGGCGCACGCCAGCGCCGCGCAGCGGGCGUGGACCCGGCGGCGGCGGCGGCGGCGGCGGCGGCGGCGGCGGCGGCGGCGGCGGCGGCGGCGGCGGCGGCAGCGGCAGAGGGAGCGGGAGGGGGGGGCGGCCGGGGCGGGGCCCUGGUGGGGCUGGGGGCCCAGCAGGGGGGGCUCCGCCUGACGGGCCCCCUGCUGUCCUUCCUGCCCCCCCUGGGCCAGGCGGAGCACCGCGACCCCCCCGCGAUGAGCCCGGAGCAGUUCAUCAGCUGCAUCAUGGAGGCGGAGCCUCCGGACAUCUACCUGAGGGAGGACCUGAAGAAGCCCUUCAACCAGAGCAGCAUGAUGAUGUCACUCACACACCUGGCCGACAAGGAGCUGGUGCUCAUGAUCAGCUGGGCCAAGAAGAUACCUGGCUUUGUGGAGCUGAGUCUAGCCAAUCAGAUCCAGCUGCUGAAGUGCUGCUGGCUGGAGGUCCUGAUGCUGGGGCUGAUGUGGAGGUCCGUGGACCACCCCGGGAAGCUCAUCUUCUCGCCAGACCUCAAGCUCAACAGGGAGGAGGGGAGCUGUGUGGAGGGCAUCAUGGAGAUCUUUGACAUGCUGCUGUCGGCCACGUCCCGCUUCAGGGAGCUCAAUCUGCAGAGGGAGGAGUACGUGUGUCUGAAGGCCAUGAUCCUCCUCAACUCCAACAUGUGCACCAGCGUCCCGGAGACGGUGGAGGAGGUUGAGAGCCGCGGCCGUCUGCUACGGCUGCUGGACCUGGUGAUCGACGCGCUGGUCUGGGCCAUCUCCAAGCUGGGCCUCUCCACCCAGGAGCAGACCCUGCGUCUGGGACACCUCACCAUGCUGCUGUCUCACAUACGCCACGUCAGCAACAAAGGCAUGGACCACCUGUCCACCAUGAAGAGGAAGAACGUGGUGUUCGUCUACGACCUUCUCCUGGAGAUGCUGGACGCCAACACCUCCACCUCCACCGGCGAUCCCAUGACCUCCCCGUCCUCCACCUCUGACGCCUCCUCCCACCAGCCCACUGGGCCGGAUCGCCAGGGCUUGGGGGAUUCCGCCAUGAGCACCAGCCCCGAGCAGAGCACCCUCCUCAGUCACACCCAGGACCAGGCCCUGUCCCUGGGGUCCCAGCUCCUGGACCAACCCCCCCAGGGACCUCCACCACCAGAGCCCCAGGGAGCCUGCCCCGCUAUGGAGGGAGACGGGUUCAUCCACGGGAUGCAGUGGCCGGGGGCGGAGCAUCCCCUGGGGGCGGAGCCUGACUACAGUCUGGGUGGGGCCCAGGCCAUGGACACUAUCUGAGGACCGGGUCCAGGGGCAAGACCCGUUCCAGGGGGAGAAUGGCACCGACGUAAGCUAGGAAUGAAGAGACUUGGACUGACCCAUUGCGGUACUCUUGGUUGGGUCGGCUUAGCUCAGGAGGUAGAGCAGUUGUCUUGUAACCGAAAGGUUGCUAGUUCGAUCCCCAGAGUGUCGAUGUGUCCCUGAGCAAGACAAUUAACCCUAACUGCUCCUGACGAGCUGGCUGUCGCCUUGCACGGUUGACUCUGCCGUCGGUGUGUCAAUGUGUGUAUUAACCAAAGCGUAAGUUGCUUUGGAGAAAAGCGUCUGCUAAAUUCCCUAAUUGUAAUUGGUGAGGUAAAUACGAUCCCUAAAAACAGACAGAAGGGGUUCAAACAGAAUAUUUCUCCGUCUUUUUUGGUAUUCUACGGGAAACCCCGUUGUUUUUGUGCAGUUUGAUCCAUAUGUGGUGUGUUCUCGGUCCUGUGAAUGUGAACGUUUGACACAGAUGGACCGGCCGGCCUCUGUGUCAAACUGCUAUUUUACGAUUAUGAAACGUGUUUGUAUUGCCCAUCACUGUACGGACCCCCCCCCCCCCCCCCCCCACCAACGAGCCAUAUGUGUCGUGGAGACCUCAGCUGAAGGUCAUGUGUUAGCGUAGUCCGUCUGCCCGUCUGUCGCUGUACGUCCUCGUGAAGCUGCCUCUUUGGGGGCUUGGUGCUGUGUGUAUCUCUACUUUGGAUCUGCUUCAUGGCGGGUCUGCUACUCUUCUUUGUUGUUCUCAGCAGCUGUAGUCUAGGUCUGAUCCUCAGAUCCGAGCCGCUCAAGUCUGAGCCACCUCAGGUCUGAGGAUCAGCUCUGAGGCUCCUCAGGUCUGAAGCCCCUCAGCUCUGAAGCCCCUCAGUUCUAAGGCUCCUCAAAUCUGAGUCCCCUCAGCUGCAGAUGUUUUUCUACUCUUUCUAUGGACGCCUGAUACGUGAGACGUAAAGUGUCCUUGCUAUGACUGUUAACGGAGACUCCCUCCUGGCCAUUUGAAACUCUAAUCCAUGCUGACGCUGUUCAGCGUGCUCAUGUGCGUGGCACGUGAAGGACAUUAUGUUUGAAUCUUGAAAACGCAAACGUACACCUUUAAAAUCCUCUGAUACAAAGAAGUUUGAGUUCAAAUUUGUCAACCAAUAAUCAGGGCCUGUGGACUAAAGAUGUUGAGCUUUUCAAAAGGAUGAAGAACCUUCUGGCUGCGCCACCCGUCAGCAUGAACCACAACGACCGACUGAAAGGUUUGAGUAACAGGGAAGUUGGAAACGCCCUGAUGUCCGUGUCAUUAAAGAGACCCAUGCCACAUGAAGGAGAGGUGUGUGGUUAUACACCAAGCCAUAUAUGUUAUGGAUACCAUGUGUUCAAUGUAUGUAAUGUACCUGUUGUGCAACAUAUAUAUGACAUGCAUGUCUUAUGUUGUAUGAUGUAGAGCGGGGAACUCGUGUUUCACCGACCCGCCAAGUAUUCGUUAUGUUUGUUUCUCUCAAAUGUGACCACAUGCACACUCUACACACGUGUAAAGUCCUUUUUUACCAAACACACACACUUACACAGUUUGGAAACACACCAUGACCAAAGCAUGUUUAAUGCCUUUUCUCAGAAUGACAAUCAAUACAUCCCAUAAUAAACUGUACACCGUG